ACUUCUUUUUGGAAUGCUAGACCGGGAAACAGAAAAUUAUGUUCUGAUAUUCAUGACACUUUGGGACAUAUGCUUUCUUCGCUGGCAGUAGAAAAACUUUCUCAUUGGCUAAUGCUUUGUAAAGAUGUCCUGGCAGCUUCUAGUGAUAUGAGUACUGCAACUAUCUUAAGUAGUGGAAAAGAUGAAGAAACUGAAAAGAAAGAUGAGAUGGAUGAUGAUACCAUGUUUACCACGUUAGGUGAAGAAGAUAAAUCAAAGCCCUUUGUGGCCCCUCGCUGGGCCACUCGAGUAUUUGCUGCCGAUUGCCUGUGUCGAAUCAUCAAUUUGUGUGAGAAUGCAGACCAGGCUCACUUUGAUCUUGCCUUGGCAUGUUCUGCUAAACUUUGA
Messenger RNA from Pongo pygmaeus (Bornean orangutan), 387 nucleotides. RefSeq names its product HEAT repeat-containing protein 5B-like. Bases 70 to 387 code for a protein of 105 amino acids. Gene Ontology annotation, cellular component: membrane; endocytic vesicle; Golgi apparatus. The transcript is spliced from 2 exons. Gene Ontology annotation, biological process: endocytosis; intracellular protein localization; retrograde transport, endosome to Golgi. Lineage: Eukaryota; Metazoa; Chordata; Mammalia; Primates; Hominidae. The record is from RefSeq and is a predicted model, not a curated record.